AUGAUGAGCAACAACGAAGAACUUGACAGUCAUUCUAGUACCAUCACAAAUGUGGCAACUACUCCUACAAUAGUAGUUUCUCCUAAAGUAGCACCUUUGCUCACUCCUGGAGGAACAAAAGAAUGGCUUCCAAUAUUCCCCAAUAAGUUGAAACCAGCUAUAGGGAUGAAGUUUAAUAAUCUUGAAGAGGGCCUUGAAUUUUAUAAAAGAUAUGCGUUUGUUGCUGGAUUCAACACAAGAAAGUCUACAACUAAAAGGCAAAGAAGAAGCAAAGAAUUGAAAUCACAGUAUAUCUUAUGCAAUAAAGAAGGAUACAAAGAGAAAAGAAAGCCUACUGUUGAAAAAGAUUUAAAUAACAACGAAGGAGAAAGCAAUGAAGAAAAAACUUCAAUCAAAAGGAAGAGACUCGUUACUCGUGUUGGGUGCAAGGCACAUAUUGUCAUAAAGCAUUGUGAUGAUAACAAAUUCAUAGUGUCACAAUUUCAUGAGGGACAUACUCAUCCACUUUAUACACCUAGUUGUAAUCUCUUCCAAAAAGAAGGAAGAAAAAUGAACAUAUUGCACAAAAAAAUAAUUGUGGAUAAUUCUAAGGUGAAUAUUGGUCCUGUUACAACUUUUCGAAUGAUGAAGGAAAUUGUUGGAGGAUAUGAUAACAUCGGUGCAUCUAAGCAAGAUUUCAAAAAAAUUCAUAGAGAUUUGAAAGCAUACAUUCAAGGAAGUGAUGCUCAAAUGUUCGUGGAUAACUUUACCAACAAAAAGCUAAUGUGGAGCGCUUUUUUCUUUGAUUUUGAGAUGGAUGAAGAUUAUUGCCUUUGUAGAGCAUUAUGGGAUGACCCCCUUUGUAAAAAGAGUUACGCUCUAUUUGGUGAUAUGGUAUCCUUUGAUACCACAUACCAAACCAAUAGGUACAACAUGGUGUUUACUCCAUUUAUAGGGGUUGACCAUCAUAAGAGCUGCAUUACUUUUGCUGCUGGUUUCAUAGCAAAGGAAGAUAUAGUGUCAUUUGAGUGGUUGUUCAGAUCAUUUCUCAAGGCAAUGGGUGGAAAUGAACCGAAUUGUAUGAUUACAGAUCAAGAUCCAGCAAUGAAAAUUGCUGUUAAAAGUGUGUUUAACAAGACUGAACAUCGCUUCUGUAUGUGGCACAUAAUGAAAAAGUUACCAGAUAAGGUGGAGAAAUCAAUCAUGCAAGAAGAAACUGGUUUCCUAAAAAAAUUAUGUGCUUGUGUUUGGCAUCUUGAAAUUGAACCUGUUGAGUUUGAAGAAAGGUGGAACAAGGUGUUGGUUGAAUACCACUUGGAAGAACAUGAGUGGUUAGGUUAUAUGUACAAGAUAAGGAACAAUUGGAUUCCGGCGUAUUUCAGAGAUAAAGAAAAUGGAUUGGAAGUUGCAAAAGUAAGUGAAGGAAAUUGGAUUAGAACAUUUGAUGUUGUGUUUAAUCCAACUAACUAUGACACCACAUGUUCUUGCAAGCUAUUUUAUAGACAAGGAAUUCCAUGUAGACAUAUGAUUUGGGUUUGGAAAUCAAAAAGGUUUGAAACCAUUCCUGAGCAGUAUAUGCUACACAGAUGGACUACUAUGGCACUGAAAAAACCAAUUUUUGACUUGGGUGGAAACCUAUUGGAGCAAUGUGCUAAUUUAAUUGACAAGAAAAAAUUGUUAAAUGAUUUAUGGUCAGAGAAACACACUUGUGUAAGUUUGGCAGAAGGCAAUGAUGUAGAUAUUCAAGAUCUUGUGAUAAAUCUUCAAGGAAUAAGAAAGGAUUUGGAGCUAAGAGGAUUGCAAGGAAUAAUGAAACAACAGGAAGUGCAAACAACAAAGGACAAGACAUUGAGCUAUUGA
Chenopodium quinoa (quinoa) is the source of this 1839-nucleotide messenger RNA. Its product is annotated as protein FAR1-RELATED SEQUENCE 5-like. The record is from RefSeq and is a predicted model, not a curated record. Gene Ontology annotation, molecular function: zinc ion binding. Lineage: Eukaryota; Viridiplantae; Streptophyta; Magnoliopsida; Caryophyllales; Amaranthaceae. Bases 1 to 1839 code for a protein of 612 amino acids. The transcript has 4 exons. Gene Ontology annotation, biological process: regulation of DNA-templated transcription.